GAUGUAGUGGCAGCCCAUUGUGUGGUAGAGAAAUUUGGUGGUUGCCUAGGCCAAAGCUGGUCCACAGUCACUGUGACCAAGACUGGUGGGAGGGUGUGCAGAGUGAAUCAGGGUGCUGGUACAGGUGUGAGGUCUGGAGUGUGCGGUGCCUGCGUGGAAGGGCCACAGCAGCAACUCUGGGAUCCAGAAAUGGACUCCAGUAUCAAGGAAGAAAUUCCUGUGCAUGAGGAAUUCAUUUUAUGUUGUGGAGUUGAAACCCAGGUUCUAAAAUGUGGGCCCUGGACUAACCUCUUCAAUGAGCAGAGAGCCAACAGGCCUAAGCUGCUUAUUUUUAUUAUUACAGGUAAUCCAGGUUUUUGUUCCUUUUACGUACCAUUUGCAAAGGCUUUGCACUCUUCAACAAACAGACGCUUUCCGGUUUGGGUCAUCAGCCAUGCUGGACAUGUCUUGGCCCCCAAAGACAAGAAGAUUCUUACAACCUCGGAUGAUUCAGAUGCUCAAGCAGUUAAAGAUAUCUAUGGACUACAAGGCCAAGUGGAACACAAGCUAGCUUUCCUGAGAACUCAUGUGCCAAAGGAAAUGAAACUCGUGGUCAUCGGCCAUUCAGUAGGCUGCUAUAUUUCCCUUGAGAUUUUGAGGCUUGCUCCUGAACUCCCAAUAAUUCGCUCCUUUCUGCUCUUUCCAACAAUUGAGCGAAUAUCAGAGUCACCAAAUGGCAGGAUCGCCACUCCCCUUCUGUGCUGGCUUCGAUAUGGUCUCUAUGUUCUUGGCUACCUUUUACUUAAACCAUGGCCUGAGAAAAUCAAGUCCCUGGUGUUAAGAAUUGCCCUUCAAAUGAUGAACCUGCAGAGUGAAUUUUCGGUCCUGAAUAUACUGGAACCAUUCUGCCUCGCUAAUGCUGCGUACCUUGGAGCCCAAGAAAUGAUGAAGUUGGUGGAGAGAGACAACAAAACCAUAAGGACACAUUUAUCUAAGCUUACAUUUUACUAUGGUACUAUAGAUCGUUGGUGUCCAAUAAAAUACUACGAAGACAUAAAGAAAGAUUUUCCGGAAGGAGAUAUUCGACUCUGCGAGAAAAAUUUACCUCAUGCUUUUAUCCUCCAUUUUUCCAGAGAAAUGGCUGACAUGAUAGCGGACUGGCUAAAGGGUGAUUUGUCCAAAAUAUAAGUCCUGACAGGUGGAGGCAUCGCUGACAGUACAGAGCAGUGAUAGGUGUGCUGUCUCUUAGUAGUGAGUAGUGUACUUAGUAGGUAAGUGUCCGGUGUUAGUGUUUGAUGCUAGAAGACUGGGCUUGCUGUCAGCUCCGAGCAGUCUCCCCAUACUACAGGUUGACGUAAGCACAGUUGAUGAAAUAUGCCACAGGUUUAACAGAAUCAUUUUCCAAGACUCAGGGAACACAGUGGUCAGUGAUCUAAACAAGACCUCUUCUGUUGGCACAGGAUACCCAGUUGGCACCAGGCAGUUUAUUCUAGUGGGCAGGAUCCUUGCAGACAGAAGGAGGUCUAAAUUUAGUUGGUUUUAAUUGAGUUACCUUGUAGAAUAGGCUCUCCUAGAGGAAAUUAUGAAAAUGUAAAAGAGAUCAGUGAAUGCUCAGUCAGAUACGUAAGUGUAUAUGAUCAUGAGGACAUGCAUUCCAGUAGCAGAAAGUGAUGACUGGGGGUUCUUGGCAGUGGACCUGGGUCUCCCUUAAGCACAGAAGCCACAGAUCAACCCGGACUAAUUUUGUACAGGUCCUGGCUGAGGUCAUCAGAAUCCAACUGGAUGCCAGGUAGCCUGCAGGACCUUCCCCACCCCACCCCAGCCCCCCGCUCUGACCCGUUACUACCUUGCAUCAUUGCAUCGUGUCACAGGCCCCCCAGCAGGGCCAGUAUCCGGGGACCUACUGCUUGUCUCCAUCUCUGAAAAGCUUCCCUGAGGAGGGAGACUUCCUGAUCUUCCUGCAUUACACAGAGAGUAAAGUUCACCAGACAUUCCGCUGGUGAAGGGACCCAAUAAGAGCCGUUGAAGGACCCUGACCGUGCCUCCUGCCACAAGACCGCCAGCAAGCUCUGUGCCGAGCCUGCCAAGUUGUGAGCUCACUGCAGGCCCAGGAUGAGGAGGCCCUGGGUUGUCCCAAAGCCAGUCUGUCCCUACCUCGUGGACUUGCCUCUUCUGUGAUUUUGUCCAAUAAAACUACAGCGGGCCAGCUUUGAGCUAAAUACUGUGCUAGGUGUUGAGGAUGGAGUUCUGAGCUACGCCAUGAUUCUUCUGCAAAUCGUCGAGGAAGUAAUUUUUAAGAGGGCAUCUUUCAGUCACUGAAUAGAGAAUACCAUAAAUGAGCUCUACAUUUCUGCCUUGGCUUUGUGAGUUGGAAAGAAAUUGUUUUACUAAUGGACCAAACAGGCCGCUCAAUUAUGUGAAUUCACCUUCUCUGGAUGCCUUGAGGACCAGUAGAGAAGAAGCUUGCUCUCCCGCCUAGAGUAGGCUCACAAUAUUUCUGCCUUCCCUAAAAUGACUCAAUCCUGGGAUCCUAGGAGCCAAUAAAUUCCACUUACUGCAGUAAUAGUUGUCAGUUGAUCAAAAAUGUUCAGUUUUCUCCUUGAGGAGACCCCUCAUGGCAUUAUCAUUCGUAAAGAACAAUAGAAUGUUGUCCUUCCUUUCAAAGCCUAGAGCCCCAUGAUGAAAGCUUCAGCUCUGAUAUGCUGCCAACCCAGUGGUGAGGGUUGAACGAGCUACUGUCCCUUGGCAUGGCACGCCCCAGGCAAGGAGCACUCCUGGCCUCGGAAAUAAACCAGGAGACACACAGGCCACUGGCACAGGGCUACACAUGAAAUCCUGAUUGGCUGCUGUGUGGGUGGGCCUUCCGGAAAUCUGGUGUUAGAAGCUCAGAUUCUCAGCUCUGAAGUGCCUUGCACAUAGGAGAUGCUCUUAGUACUAACUUGAAGCCCUUGACCAAGUCCUGGGUGAAUCGCACCUACUCAGAAAAUAACAUCCCCAGCUCUUCUGUCAACAGUUUGUAUUACUCCGUCCACAUGUAUGACAUUCAGUCUUAUUGUGGUUUUUCAGAGCUUAAAAAAAUGAUAGGAAGUAGAAGAUACUGGCUUGUUUUCUGUUUAUCAUGUAAUCACCAAAUGAAUUCUCAAAAUAAAUGUUUUACCAGCACUUA
This is a messenger RNA of Suricata suricatta (meerkat), 3145 nucleotides long. It is a transcript of the gene LDAH, whose product is annotated as lipid droplet associated hydrolase. Gene Ontology annotation, cellular component: lipid droplet. Gene Ontology annotation, molecular function: lipase activity. The coding region runs from base 190 to 1167 and encodes 325 amino acids. Lineage: Eukaryota; Metazoa; Chordata; Mammalia; Carnivora; Herpestidae. The transcript has 7 exons. Gene Ontology annotation, biological process: lipid storage. The record is from RefSeq and is a predicted model, not a curated record.